Molecule: messenger RNA, 3187 nt
Organism: Fukomys damarensis (Damara mole-rat)
Lineage: Eukaryota; Metazoa; Chordata; Mammalia; Rodentia; Bathyergidae
Gene: Ppp2r5d
Product: protein phosphatase 2 regulatory subunit B'delta
Exons: 17
Coding region: 1-2142 (713 amino acids)
Biological process (GO): protein dephosphorylation; signal transduction
Cellular component (GO): protein phosphatase type 2A complex; cytosol; nucleus
Molecular function (GO): protein phosphatase activator activity
Source: RefSeq, a predicted model, not a curated record
AUGGCGAGGCCGCCACAGUCCGACGGGGGAGCGCGGCGCUGGGAACCUAGCUGGGGUUCCUCCUUGGCCCCGCCUCCUCUAAGCCCAACCCACUUUCGGGCGGGCCCUUCCCCCUCGGCCAAUUCUGGAAGCCGAACCCUGGCGGCCCCUCCCUCUAGUUCUUCCUUCACACACAAACUUGUAAGCCAGGACUGCGCCCUUGCUUCUGUGGAUGGAACCUCGGAACGUCAGUGCUGGACGGCAGCUCUCAGUACCUUCCGGGCAGCCUCUGGCUGUACAGAUGAGGAGACUGAGGACCCAACCGGGGCAGGGACUUGUCCAAGGUCACUCAGCCUGUUGGAGGCCCAGCUGCAUUAUCAGGAGCCCCCCAAGCUUGCCAAAGGUGCAGCCAAGCCCAGCAGCUCGGGCAAGGAUGGUGGAGGCGAGAACGCUGAGGAGGCCCAGGCACAGCCACAGCCCCAGCCCCAGCCCCAGCCUCAGCCUCAGCCGCCGCUGUCCAACAAGCGUCCCAGCAACAGCACACCACCCCCCACACAGCUCAGCAAAAUCAAAUACUCAGGGGGACCCCAGAUCGUCAAGAAGGAGCGACGGCAGAGCUCCUCCCGCUUCAACCUCAGCAAGAACAGGGAGCUGCAGAAGCUCCCUGCCCUGAAAGAUUCGCCCACCCAGGAGCGGGAGGAGCUGUUUAUCCAGAAGCUGCGCCAGUGCUGCGUUCUCUUCGACUUUGUGUCGGACCCACUCAGUGACCUCAAAUUCAAGGAGGUGAAGCGGGCAGGACUGAACGAGAUGGUGGAGUACAUCACCCACAGUCGCGAUGUCGUCACGGAGGCUAUCUACCCAGAGGCCGUCACCAUGUUUUCAGUGAACCUCUUCCGAACGCUGCCACCUUCGUCAAAUCCUACGGGGGCCGAGUUUGACCCCGAGGAGGACGAGCCCACACUAGAAGCCGCCUGGCCACACCUCCAGCUCGUGUAUGAGUUUUUCUUACGUUUCCUCGAGUCUCCUGAUUUUCAGCCAAAUAUAGCCAAGAAGUACAUCGACCAGAAGUUCGUCCUUGCUCUCCUGGACCUGUUCGACAGUGAAGACCCUCGAGAGCGGGACUUUCUCAAGACCAUUCUGCACCGCAUCUAUGGCAAAUUCUUGGGGCUCCGGGCUUACAUCCGCCGUCAGAUCAACCACAUCUUCUAUAGGUUCAUCUACGAGACAGAGCACCACAAUGGGAUAGCUGAGCUACUGGAGAUCCUUGGCAGUAUCAUCAAUGGCUUUGCCCUCCCCCUCAAGGAGGAGCACAAGAUGUUCCUCAUCCGUGUCCUGCUCCCCCUUCACAAGGUUAAGUCGCUGAGUGUGUACCACCCUCAGUUGGCAUACUGUGUGGUCCAGUUCUUGGAGAAGGAGAGCAGUCUGACUGAGCCGGUGAUUGUAGGACUUCUCAAGUUUUGGCCCAAGACCCAUAGUCCCAAGGAGGUGAUGUUCCUGAAUGAGCUGGAGGAGAUCCUGGAUGUCAUCGAGCCCUCGGAGUUCAGCAAGGUGAUGGAGCCGCUCUUCCGCCAGCUUGCCAAGUGUGUCUCCAGCCCGCAUUUCCAGGUGGCAGAGCGCGCCCUCUAUUACUGGAACAAUGAGUACAUCAUGAGCCUGAUAAGUGACAAUGCUGCCCGCGUUCUCCCCAUCAUGUUCCCUGCACUCUAUAGGAACUCCAAGAGCCACUGGAACAAAACAAUCCACGGCCUCAUCUACAACGCCCUGAAGCUGUUCAUGGAAAUGAAUCAGAAGCUGUUUGAUGACUGCACACAACAGUACAAGGCAGAGAAACAGAAGGGCCGGUUCCGAAUGAAGGAAAGAGAAGAGAUGUGGCAGAAGAUCGAGGAGCUGGCUCGGCUCAAUCCCCAGUAUCCCAUGUUCCGAGCGCCUCCACCACUGCCUCCUGUGUACUCCAUGGAGACAGAGACCCCCACGGCAGAAGACAUCCAGCUUCUGAAGAGGACGGUGGAGACAGAGGCUGUGCAGAUGCUAAAGGACAUCAAGAAGGAGAAAGUGCUGCUCCGAAGGAAGUCCGAGCUGCCCCAGGAUGUGUACACCAUCAAGGCACUAGAGGCACACAAGCGUGCAGAAGAAUUCCUGACUGCCAGCCAGGAGGCUCUCUGACACUUUUCACCUCCCACAGGGCCACAGCCCACUCAACAACCCUGGACACCACCCUGGCCCUCCACCCUGUGCUCCCUCCAGCUGACUCGGGGCAAGGCAGCACCUCUAGUUACCCUAGGGGAUGCGGGCACUUGAAGCAGGGAUACCCAGAGUGGGCCUGCUUCUUCCCAAAAUGUGCUCAUGCCUCUGUGUGGCUACUACAGACAGGCUGAGCACCAGUGCUCAGUGCUCGGACAACCUGGGGAUGCCUGUGCCCCUCCUGCUCCUGACCCCACAGCUCCCUGAGGCUGCUCUGAGAAACAGGAAUACACAUGCUCCUCUCCCCUCAUCCUCCUCUGAACUCUACGUGUUACUCUGCCUCUCUCUCCCCUGCAGAGGCAUGUAGGGAGCAGCAGGAGAUUAUUCUCACCAAAGUUAGGCAAGCUCCAUUGUCCCCUGGAGUAAGGAGCUGGAGGGUGCUGACCCUCAGCAGCACAAAUAGACCCCCAGCCCCGGCAGUGUGCAGGCUGAUGGGGCUCAAUUAACACACACACACACACACACACACACACACACACACCCACACACCCCCACACACCCACCCCCUCUGCCUGACACAGCAGAGGUCAAAAGGAGAAAAGUAUAGGCUAUGGACAAUACAGGGCCUAGCUGGCCCAUGGCUAGGGCAGAGGGGAGGGGAUGAUCAGACCCCCUCCCCUCUGCCCCUCCACAGUGAGCAGUGGCCCUGGGAAUCAAACAUGGAUGGGACCACCCUGUGGCUGACUGCUUUCCUGUGCUGUUGGUUCCCAAAGCUAGAAAGAAGGAAGCAGGGAGCAGUGCCCCAAGCAUGGCUCCCGACACCUAUUUAUUUCCUUGUUUAUGCUGACGCUAGGCAGCCCCUCAUGUGUCCCCUUAGACACUUUUAAGAGGGGAAAGGGGCUGAGGAGGGCUGGACCCAGGUCCCAAGGGUACAGGCAGUGAGGCUUUUGGCUGUGUACAUAGGGUGCUUUAUUCUCCAGAAUGAUACAUGCGAUGGGUUGGGCUUGGGCCAAUGUCCCCAUAUGUA